Messenger RNA from Alexandromys fortis (reed vole), 4827 nucleotides. RefSeq names its product eukaryotic translation initiation factor 4E family member 2 (gene Eif4e2). The record is from RefSeq and is a predicted model, not a curated record. The transcript is spliced from 8 exons. Gene Ontology annotation, cellular component: cytoplasm; eukaryotic translation initiation factor 4F complex. Gene Ontology annotation, biological process: translational initiation. Lineage: Eukaryota; Metazoa; Chordata; Mammalia; Rodentia; Cricetidae. Gene Ontology annotation, molecular function: translation initiation factor activity; RNA 7-methylguanosine cap binding. The coding region runs from base 545 to 1297 and encodes 250 amino acids.
GACGCGUGGCCGCCCCCGGGGCCCCUUCCCCCAACCGUCCCCCGGGACCGCUCCCGCCGGGGCCGGGCGCGCACUCAGCCGAGCCGCUUGCUCCCGGGCCGCCGGGGCCCGAGCCUCCCUGCGCCCGCGGGCCCGACGGGGCCGGGAGAGCGCGGCCAAGGUCGCCGGGACCCCUGAGCCGCCCGACCCCGGCGCGGCGCGGGCCGGGGGAGGGGAGGGGAGGCCGCACCGCCCGGAAGGAGAUUUUUUUUUCGGACGCCCCGCCCUGGUGGGUGCGGGCUGCCGGCGGCGUGGAGGGGCGGGACCUCGGCGCUUCGGUUGUUUCCGCAGCCUUGCUGCCUUCUCUCUGAACGCGGCUUCCCACCCGCACUCGCUCCGUGUCCUGGGAAGGUCACCUCUCCCUUCUGAACCUCGGUUUUGUCUUCUGCAAGCGGGGACUGUAACAGAGCCCGUGUCGUAGCGUUGGGCAGCUGCGAUGAGUAGUGACUGAAGGAAAACCACUAAAAAGGAAAAGAACAUAACAUUUUUCUUGGAGCUGGCAAAAAUGGGAGAUCCUAGCUUAAAAGAUGAUGACGGUGGAGACCACGAUCAGAAUGAAGAAAACAGCACACAGAAAGAUGGUGAGAAGGAAAAAACAGAACGAGAUAAGAACCAGAGCAGCGGCAAGAGGAAGGCUGUUGUCCCUGGACCAGCAGAACAUCCCCUGCAGUACAACUACACCUUCUGGUACUCUAGGAGAACCCCCGGCCGUCCCACCAGCUCACAGAGCUAUGAGCAGAACAUCAAGCAGAUUGGUACCUUUGCCUCGGUGGAGCAGUUCUGGAAGUUUUACAGCCACAUGGUACGUCCUGGGGACCUGACAGGCCACAGUGACUUUCAUCUCUUCAAAGAAGGAAUUAAACCUAUGUGGGAGGAUGAUGCAAAUAAAAAUGGUGGCAAGUGGAUUAUUCGACUUCGGAAGGGCUUAGCAUCUCGCUGCUGGGAAAAUCUAAUCCUGGCCAUGUUGGGGGAGCAAUUCAUGGUUGGGGAGGAGAUCUGCGGGGCUGUGGUCUCUGUCCGCUUUCAGGAGGACAUUAUUUCUAUAUGGAAUAAGACCGCCAGCGACCAAGCAACCACAGCCCGAAUCCGGGAUACUCUUCGGCGCGUGCUUAACCUACCUCCCAACACCAUUAUGGAAUACAAAACUCACACCGACAGCAUCAACUGGCGUCAUCGGAGUCUCUUGUUCUGUUGGCGUGCCACCUGGAAGACCCUUCUGUCCUGGACAAGAGGAACGGAAGAGCAUGUUAUGCUUUGAGAACAGGCUGACAGCAGCAGCUCCAACAACAGCUGAGAUCACAAAUAAAUGGUGCUAAACCAGCUUGUCUCAUGCUCUUGCUCUUUAUGGUGCAUCAAGAUGUGGCCUUUGGAUUGACUGUCACCAUUACCAAGGGAUGGCACACAGACUUCUCCAUGCAGGGCCAUUCAGGGAAUCCACAAGCCUAUUGUGUAAUCAUAUGGUACUUUAUUCUUGGACUCUUGCGGUGUGACAUAAGGAGAUGACAUCUAACAAAGUAAGCCCCGACUGCCUGGUGCUCAAGUGUAUUAGUUUCCAUCCAGUUAGACCGAUGGCUGGCCCAGAGUAGCAGCUGAGUUCAGGUCCAGCUUGAAAGUCUCUUAAGGUUGGAGAAGAGGUAUUCUUGACUUUUCUUUGCUAAUUUCCAUUUGCUUUUAGUUCAUAGAAAUCUCUUGCUUGGAGCUAAAGCCCUGCUUCUGUCUGUCUGUGGCUGUACAUACAUACUUUUUUGCUUUAUGCUAAUGGGGUAUUCUCUCUGGUGCCAAAGCCGCUUGGCAGCCUCCUCCCUUUCCUUGCAGAGUAGAUUGUCUUUCUCUUUGGUAGUCUUGCUUGGUGAGAGCCCUUCCUUCCUCCUCCUAGCCCAGAGGUACUGUGCCAGUUCUAGUGUAAGAGGUGCCUUCAUCUUGGGGAAAUUUACCCCUGAGGUAAUCUGAAUGUACACUUGCCUUGUGAGUACUAUGGCUUUGCUUAUGUGUGUGUGCAGCUUGGCUUUCAGGACUUACUCUGCAUGGAGAGUUUCAGCGAGCUUUGUUGGCUACCCCCAAAACUAAAAAUUAAAAAGCAUUUUUGUUGCUUGAGUGGGAAGUAACUACAAGGUUGAGUUUUCCAGAGUGCCUCGUCCAGUCUAUCAGCAGCACACUCCUUAAUACCAGCUGGCUGACUUAAUCCUGGUCUUUGUGUGACCCAGGAUUCCACAGAACACACAGUGAGACCUUAGACUCUGUGUUCUGGAAAUGUUCUUGCCAGUGCUGCUUCAUCACAUUCUCCAAAUUGACGUAUCUAGAAAAAGGAGAUUUGCUGGGAUGCAGAAAGCCUGUCGUCUGUUGAGCACAUGUCAAACACUGGCUUUCUUGGGCCUUUGACCUUAUCUUUCACCGUGGGGUACGUGUGCAUUAUAGCUGUGCCAGCAAAUAAACUUGAUGCCACUUUCCAGAGUUGGUGCCUAUCAGCAGCAGACUGAGGUGAGACCCCUUCAGGUGCCGGCCACUGGGGAGGUGUCAGCACGGCUGCCUUGGUCUCUUCCUUGUGGCUCCCAGCAUCCGCUGAGACUCGAGAACACCAGCAGUAAUGGCUGUCUCCCACGUCCUCUGGAGAUGAGGGCAGCUAAGAGUGAAGGGCAUGUGUUUAGGAGUUGCUCAGCUUCCUCACUCAAGCAUUACCCCAGCUGUCUGUUCUGUGUUUCAGCCAAUUUCUAGUGUCUGUCACCUGUGUGUCUUUCCAGCCUUCCCUGAUCACCUGCCUGCUGUGGUUUUCUGCAGCAUUGCCCCACAGACAAGCUCCUUUGCUUGGUCCUUGUGCUGCUCACUAUUCCAAAGAAAGACAGAGCUUACUCACUUGUGUUCAUGCCAGGUCACCGCUCUAGAACUUGCCAUGUCGUCCACACUGGACCCCAACUCACAUCAGAGUGCUGGGAUUAGAGGUGUGUGCCACCGUGCCCAGUUCAUGCCUAGCUCAUGGCUCCUCGUCAUGAAGCAGAUUUGCGUUUUCAUAGGUUUGGGUCCUCACAUCAAAUGGCUUACUCCAUCCUCUAUUUGAGGAGAAAAUUCAUAGCAACCAGAAUUCUGGGGCCACCAGGGUACUGCUGACUCAAAGGUAGUUAACACAGCAUUGUCUUGUGAGAAAAUUGCUCUUUGGAGUUGCCUCACUGAUUUCUUGUGCAUCUGGUCUGGAUUCGCAAAAGGGCCUUCUUCCCAUAAUGGAGCACAGUGCUGGAGAAGACUGAUGGGAUUUCUCUGCAGAAUAAGAGAGAAGGAGAGAGACAGGCCAAAUGUAGAGACUUACUUUACUUGGUUGGCUGUCAUUGUAUUUCAGCAUUGGGCUUUAAUAUGCAUAUGAGGGCCAGUGCACUCACUCUGUCAUAGUUCAGUCAUAACUUGGUGGUAGUGGGCCACUUUAGAUUAAUGGCUGCCUAGCCUUGCAUUGUACCCUGUGCCCAGUUUAGCAGGUGGCUGAACCCCUUUCUAGAUGUUGAGGGCUGGCUGAGAACAAGGCAGUGGUGCCUGUAGGCUUUGGGCAGGGGUAGGGAGGCAUGGACUUACACAUAAAUGAGGUCCCUCUGAGAAUUUGCUUUCUGCUAAGUGAGAUGGGAUCAGUUGCUGUCACUGGAUCUGCUUAGAAUUCCCAGUCGGAGCCGGGCAAUGGUGGCACACGCCUUUAAUCCCAGCACUCGGGAGGCAGAGGCAGGCAGAUCUCUGUGAGUUCGAGACCAGCCUGGUCUACAAGAGCUAGUUCCAGGACAGACUCCAAAACCACAGAGAAACCCUGUCUCGAAAAACCAAAAAAAAAAAAGAAUUCCCAGUCGGCUGCAUUAAUCUCUGGUUUGUUUUUAGAUGCUCAAAGCAUAAAACAAUUUUUAGGAUAAAUUUAUUUAUUUAUUUAUUUAUUUAUUUAUUUAUUUAUUUAUUUAUUUAUUUUUGGCUCCCCAUCAGGGAAUCGAACCCCGGUCUCCCACGUGACUAGGAUAACUUUAAAGAAGGAAGUUUUGAUGUUACCUAAUGUACUUGGGAUGCCAAGGGAAGGGAAAGUAACUAGAAAGUCCCAUCUGGUUGGCCUAUGAGAGUAAGAGUAAGUACACCAAGUGUUAUAUUUCUCCUGAGUCCAUGCAAGGAAGUUUCCAAACCCAGAGUCUCCAUGUCUGAGCUUAGUUUAUUGAGUGUACUGGAAGGAUCUCCAGAUCUGCACCCAGUGAUCUGUUGUUAGGCAGAUGUAGUAAGGAUGGAGCCUUCUGGAAACAAAAGAAAAAAUGUGAUGGACUUCAAUCGUGCUCUGUAAUUCCCUGCUGACCUCUAAGUUACUUACAGUGGAAGUUAAAUCUUGCUGUUAGAGAAGUUCCCAGGUCACUGUCCAAGCAUUGAGUUUUCACUCGUAGUGGAGCUCUCCAGUGUCCCUUAGGAACCCAGAGUACAACUCAUCACUGUCUCCACAAAGCUUGGAGCUGACAAGUUCUGGCAUGCUUCCUAAAUAGCCUUAGAUUUCCCUUUGAGUAAGUUCUCAUAAACUAGUAGCUUUGAUAAUAUUCUGGGGGAAAACAAAUACUGCUAUUUUGCAGAGGGAAAAUACUGAAGAAACUGGGACAGACAUUACGUAGUCCUUAAUAACUUUACUUAGUUUUGAGACGUGAUCUUACAAUGUAGCCCUGGUCAUCCUGGAAUUUACUAUAUAGACCAGCUGACCUCAAGACUCUACAGAGAUCCACCAUCCUGUUUCCCAAGUACUGAGAUUAAAGGUGUGUCCCACUUUACCCAGGUCACCAUUCCUUUUUUUUUUUUUUU